AUGGAUCCGAAAAUGCCGAAAUUGCCGAAAAUGCCAAAAAUGAAUGGCUAUUUCUAUACGAAAUAUCGCCAAGCAAUGGAAGAGCUGGACCGGGAUUUCGAUGAGGCAAAGGAGCGGCAGCGCCGUAUAGGAAAUAGUGGAAUGUUCAAUUUCGUUCCUCUUCCGGACAUUGAUUUAAUCGCAGCAUCACCCAUACCUGACACCAGCGCAGCAAUUGAAGGACCACGACCAGGAACCAGCAAACACGGAGGACAAAAUUGCAUGGAUUUUAAUUUUAAUAAUGGUGGAGGGUAUAAUAAUAUUACUAACAUUAAUAUAGAUACCGACCAGGAGGACAUGUAUUCGGACGGGGACGACUGUGCCGAUUUUGAAGAAGAUGCGGUCGGUUGGGACGAUGCGUUCGACAUAUUCGAUGACAUGUCUUUAAUUGACUGCCUGAGAUACCUUGCUGUAUCGCAUCAGCUCCCCCGUUCGACGGUCAACAUGAUGCUGGCGAUCCUACGGAAGAAGCUGAAUUUAAAUCUUCCCAAAGAUGCGCGGACGCUUGUAAAGACACCCACUGGGGUUGGGAAAAUUAUAACUCCCAUUCCUGGUGGUGAUUUUUGGUAUGGAGGUCUUAAGCCGGUCCUGACCCAGCAUUUGCAGAACGUCAAUCCCGAAGUGACACCUUUUUCCUUGGACGUGUCAAUCGACGGGCUACCACUUCACCACAGUGGGCCAACCCAGCUUUGGCCAAUACUCGUGCGAGUGGUAGAGUUGCCAAAGCUACCGGUGAUGGUGGUUGCUACAUUUAGUGGUCCAUCAAAGCCGGAAAGCAUCAUCCCGUUUCUUCGGCCGUUUAUAGAUGAGCUGAAUCUGAUUCAGCGGGAAGGCUUGGUAAUCGGCGAUAAAACGGUGCAAUUUGGAGUUCGCGCUUUUAUCGCUGAUUCGCCUGCUCGAGCACUUUUAAAGGAGCAAUAA
Messenger RNA from Anopheles moucheti, 960 nucleotides. RefSeq lists its product as uncharacterized. NCBI's taxonomy places the organism in Eukaryota, Metazoa, Arthropoda, Insecta, Diptera, Culicidae. The record is from RefSeq and is a predicted model, not a curated record. The transcript is spliced from 4 exons. The coding region runs from base 1 to 960 and encodes 319 amino acids.